AUGAGCCAACAAUCAAAACCACGCAUCGUCUCAGCGGCAGAAAUGCGCCAGCGAGAACUCCAAGGCUCUACUUUCUCAUCGCCAUCCACCGGUACACAAUCCACACCACAGAGAAUCACUCCAGGAAGAAGAACACCCCCAUUGCCACCAAAUGUUGAUAUCAGAAAGACGAAAGAAUAUAAAGCUGCCUCUAGAAAAUGGGUGUCGACUAUAGUCGCGUUACCGAUAUUAUUUUAUACGAGUUGGGAGUUGUAUGAGCGGACGUAUGGAUCGAAGGUGCAGAAGAGUCUUGUUGAUGCGAAUAGGAAGGCUAUGGAGGAGGCAUCUUCGAAGAGGUCCUAG
Messenger RNA from Talaromyces marneffei, 342 nucleotides. RefSeq lists its product as uncharacterized. The record is from RefSeq and is a predicted model, not a curated record. NCBI's taxonomy places the organism in Eukaryota, Fungi, Ascomycota, Eurotiomycetes, Eurotiales, Trichocomaceae. The transcript is spliced from 3 exons. Bases 1 to 342 code for a protein of 113 amino acids.